This is a messenger RNA of Ochlerotatus camptorhynchus, 1560 nucleotides long. It is a transcript of the gene Poc1, whose product is annotated as Proteome of centrioles 1. The record is from RefSeq and is a predicted model, not a curated record. Lineage: Eukaryota; Metazoa; Arthropoda; Insecta; Diptera; Culicidae. The coding region runs from base 109 to 1464 and encodes 451 amino acids. The transcript is spliced from 4 exons. Gene Ontology annotation, molecular function: protein binding.
UAAAACGGUUAUUCAUUCUAGCAAAAUUAUUCCUCCAUUAUUUCAAUUUUAUGUACGUAGUUUAAUAAUUUGAAAAAUUCCAACAAUUCUACAUCCAACUUUCAAAAGAUGUCUUCCGAUCCAGUACUUCACCGGCACUUGAAAGGUCAUCGUAACCGUGUUACAGGAAUAUCGUUUCACCCAGAGGGCAACCGUUUUGUGACUGGUUCCACCGACAACACGGCCAUAGUAUGGAACAUCAACGAACAGGUGCGUUGUAUGCGCUUCGAAGCACACUCUGACGUGAUCAACGAUAUUUGCUGGUCACCGGAUGGGCGGAUUGUUGCUUCGGCGUCCAAGGACCGGACGGUAAAAAUCUGGGUUCCCUCGCUGAUGGGAAACUGCGACGAGUUCCGGGCGCACACUUCCAACAUCAGAUCGGUGGAUUUCGAUUCGAAGGGGAAAAAGCUGAUAACGGCAUCGGAUGAUAAGUCGGUUAAGCUGUGGAAGGUAUCGAGGAAACAUUUCGUGUCGUCGUUUACCGGCCAUACCAAUUGGGUGCGAUGUGCACGGUUCAGUCCGGAUGAUAAGCUGAUUGCUUCGUGCGGAGACGAUCGGGCGUUGAAACUGUUCGAUCCGUUGUCCGGACAGUGUGUGCACAGUUUCGUGGACCAGAAGGGAGCAGGGAACAAGGUGGCCUGGCAUCCGGAUGGAACACUGGUGGCAAUUGGAUUGGAUAAUGCGAGGGUGAAGAUCUUUGACAUCAAGAUCCGGAAGCUGAUUCAGUAUUAUAGGAUUUUCGAAGGAUCGAUUAACUCGUUGGAUUUCCAUCCGUCGGGGAAUUAUUUGAUUACCGGAAGCGAUGACGGGGCGGUGAAGAUUAUUGAUUUGCUGGAAGGAAGGCACAUUUAUACGUUGACAGGGCAUACUGGACCGGUGACGGCAGUGAAAUUUGCUAGAGAUGGACAGCUGUUUGCGUCCGGGAGUGAAGAUCGUCAUAUUAUGCUGUGGAAAGUCAACUUUAAUGGAGAAUCGUCGGAAAAUUCGCUUUACUCAUCGGAGUGUAGCGAUCUUCAGCCACAUCUGAUGCAGCAAGAAGACAGACCACGUCAUGCGAUUCCCUCAAGUAGGAAACUCAGCUAUCAGGAUUCCCAAGGUACGGAUGAGGAUGAAGAGAUUCGGUUCAGCAACAAUAAGGAAAAUCACCCAGAUACGAGUAUUCUGGUUGAUGCCAGAAAGACAGAGAACUUCCACAUAACGGAUGUUCACGAGGAAAUUGUAAUAAGACUAUGCAAGAAGCCUCAAGUGCGCUGCCUGUCGGAGUCCUGUUUGAAUCCGUCCGCACGCGGUGAACAGGAACCGAGUAAGAAUGGUAGCAAUUUCGAGAAGCACGUCAUUCGAAAGCUUGGGCUAAUUGAAAGUGCGGUCUCAAGUCUCGAAAGAAGAGUUGCGCUUCUGGAAGACGUCGUGCUCAAUCGAAGCUGAGGUUGAAAGGAAGUUUUCUCUAUUUAUCGAUUAGAGUUUUAUUUGUUUAAUUGUACAUAGUUUCGAACGGAUUUAUUUUUAAUUACAAGCAUUCAA